Molecule: messenger RNA, 294 nt
Organism: Elaeis guineensis (African oil palm)
Lineage: Eukaryota; Viridiplantae; Streptophyta; Magnoliopsida; Arecales; Arecaceae
Source: RefSeq, a predicted model, not a curated record
AUGUCGAGCGAGGGGACGAGGGUGAAGAUAAUUGAGACCCAGUUCGUGGAAACGGACGCCACCCACUUCAAAUCCAUCGUCCAGAGCCUCACCGGGAAGGACUCGACGGUGGGGACGAAGGCAUCUGAGGACAACAGCGGCGGCUCUGGACAUAAGACCGGGAGGGUUCAGGAAUCCAUUAUUGGUGGAGUAGGAGGGGGACGAGAGCGAGGCAACAAUCCAGCACGGGUGCAACAGGGGGAGCUCAUGGGACCGCCAACCUUGGACGAGCUGCGUAAGUUGUUGGGGGAUUAG